Myxocyprinus asiaticus (Chinese sucker) is the source of this 2585-nucleotide messenger RNA. Its product is annotated as serine/threonine-protein phosphatase PP1-beta catalytic subunit-like. Gene Ontology annotation, cellular component: cytoplasm; nucleus. Bases 17 to 1021 code for a protein of 334 amino acids. The transcript has 8 exons. The record is from RefSeq and is a predicted model, not a curated record. Gene Ontology annotation, biological process: regulation of circadian rhythm; circadian regulation of gene expression. NCBI's taxonomy places the organism in Eukaryota, Metazoa, Chordata, Actinopteri, Cypriniformes, Catostomidae. Gene Ontology annotation, molecular function: protein serine/threonine phosphatase activity.
UGACUGGAAGCGCUGCAUGCAGAACUCAGCACUGAAGAUGGCGGAGGGGGAAUUAAACGUUGACAGUCUCAUUUCGCGCCUUCUCGAAGUGCGAGGAUGUCGCCCAGGGAAGAUCGUACAGAUGACGGAGGCAGAGGUUCGAGGACUCUGCAUUAAGUCUCGAGAGAUCUUUCUCAGCCAGCCCAUUCUGCUGGAGUUGGAGGCUCCUCUUAAAAUCUGUGGUGACAUCCAUGGGCAGUACACAGAUCUGUUGAGGUUGUUUGAAUAUGGUGGUUUUCCUCCGGAGGCGAACUAUCUCUUCCUGGGUGAUUAUGUGGACCGAGGUAAACAGUCUCUGGAGACCAUCUGCCUGCUACUGGCCUACAAAAUCAAAUACCCCGAGAAUUUCUUCCUCCUGCGAGGAAACCACGAGUGUGCCUCCAUCAACCGGAUCUACGGCUUUUACGAUGAGUGCAAACGCAGGUUCAACAUAAAACUCUGGAAGACAUUUACAGACUGCUUCAACUGCCUCCCAAUCGCUGCCAUCAUAGACGAGAAGAUUUUCUGUUGCCAUGGAGGUCUUUCUCCUGAUCUGCAGUCAAUGGAACAGAUACGUCGGAUUAUGCGACCAACUGACGUUCCGGAUACAGGGUUGCUGUGUGAUUUGCUGUGGUCAGACCCAGAUAAGGACGUUCAGGGAUGGGGCGAGAAUGAUCGUGGAGUGUCAUUCACUUUCGGUGCCGAUGUAGUGAGCAAAUUUCUUAACCGCCAUGAUCUGGACCUCAUCUGCAGGGCACACCAGGUGGUUGAAGAUGGUUAUGAGUUUUUUGCAAAGCGGCAGCUGGUCACUCUGUUCUCGGCACCAAACUACUGCGGGGAGUUUGACAACGCCGGUGGAAUGAUGAGCGUGGAUGAGUCACUCAUGUGCUCUUUUCAGAUCCUGAAGCCAUCAGAAAAGAAGGCAAAGUACCAGUACGGUGGGGUGAACUCAGGGCGACCUGUAACCCCUCCCCGUACAGCCCAAGCCCCUAAGAAGAGGUGAGCAACCUCACCCCAGCAAAUUACCCCAGUCCGGGGCAGCUUUACCCUAACUCCCCUCUGAAUUCUCUCUUCCUGCCCUGCCAACCUCAUCUCUGUUAAAAAUUUCUUAAAAUUUGUGUACAGAAAUUUUGCUGUGAUCAGUCAGUGACUUCUCUUUUCAUUUGCUCUGCUUCUUUGUUUAUUGGUAUUUUAAUUACAAUAAUAACAUUAAUAAUCAUAAUACCUUAAUAAGUUGCUCUACAAAAAACCCAGAGCAAAACAAACACACACACACUCAGUGCUUUAACAUACAGAUUGCAGUAGUGGCGUUUUAUUAAACUUCAGAUCAGUACUCUUUUAUUAUUUAACAUUAUUGUUGAUUCAAAAAGAAAGAGUAAAGAUUGUAAGUAUUGAAGUUUGUUGUGUAUUUCGCUACAUUUGGAAGUUUCAAGACUAGAGGCUUUCACAAACACACACACAUACAGAGACAUACAUCAGGCCUAGAACUCAGGCUUAGCUCUUAAAGGGAUAGUUCACCCAAAUAUGAUAAUUCUGUUAGCAUUUUCUCACCCUCAUUUUGUUCCAAACCUGUAUGACUUUCUUCUAUGAAACAGCACAAAAGGAGAUGUUAGGCAGAAUGAAACUGUAUGAUGCAAUGGAAGUGAAAGGUGACUAAUGCUAACAUUCUGCUUAACAUCUCCUUUAGUGUUCCCUGGAGAAAGAAAGUCAUUCAGGUUUGGAACAACAUAUAUUACAGAAUUUUCAUUUUGGGUGAGCUAUCCAUUUAACUCUGUCUGGGUGCUUGAUCACAGGUCAGUGGACACUUUAGUCAAAAACACAGACAUAAUCUAUUGUCAAUAAACUAGGUCAGUGUAGAAAAAGCUGGAAAGGGGAUUUUAACUCUGAUACAGUGACACAUUUGCACAGCUGCAUUUACUCACAGCAUUGCAUGUUCUGUUUUCUUAACACCUCUGGGAUUUACAUCAAAACUCUAUAGUCAGAGCUCUCUGUUUAAUGCGCUGUUUUUAUGUCUUAUGAUAGUAAUAAUUCAGGAGAAAAGUAUCAUAGCAUACCAUUUUAUUGCAUGACCCAUGAACACAUCCAUAAUAACCUGUCUGAAACUUCACAAUUCACCAGCCAUGUUUUCAUUGGAUAACAAGAAAGAGCUGAUACAAGUGCAGCGAGUAGUGAAUGGAAAAAAAUGGUGCCUCCAGAGGAAGACACUGGCUCAGUUGGAAAGGGUUGCACUUGUUUGAAGUUCCCCAACAUUAAGAAUUUUAAAACUGACUUAAAGUCCUAUUGAUGACUAUAUUGGAUUUGAUUAACAGCGUAACCGGUUACCUAAACCAGUAGCACCUUUGGCAAAUAAAUGUUAACAAUGCCUUUCUGUGAGAGGAAACAUUUGCUCACAUUGAUAUUCCACUGUCAUAACUCUUCUUUUAAUGUUCUUAUUUAUGUGUGUUGCUGCUAACUUCUUCUCCUUAAUUUAUUUCCAAAUGUUGGGAAAGCUAUCAAAAUGUUCUAAAAGCAGUUCAUGAGUUUUGUAUAAGUGGGCUUCAAACUUAAUAAAUGGAUGAAACACUCUG